AUGGACGAAUCUAUAUUAUAUGUUCCAGCGGGCCCCGAAGGCUCGGCAUUGGCUGCUUCGCUUCAUCUGACCCGGCAGAACGCUGCAUUUCGAUAUGCAGACUCCAAGUUUCUUCUGGCUGUUUGUUCCGGCCAAAAAGCCGGCGACAGAUUAUUUCUUGCCGGUUCCAAGCCGUUAAUAACCGUUUAUUCAUGGGGAAAAGAGAGUCCCGACCAAAGAAUUCCUGUUCCGGAACCGCUAACUUGCAUGGCUUUGUGUAAGCAUCCUUCUAAUGAAAAAAUCAACCACAAAGUGCCGACUUUUCAACUUCCCUGGCUUCUUGCUGGAGGAUCUGCAUCCGGAAAACUUUAUAUCUGGGAAUUGAGCUCGGGGAAUCUUGUAUGUGUCAAAGAAGCACACUACCAGGCCAUCAAUGUGCUCAAGUUUUCGGAAUGUGGCACAUAUCUUGUUAGUGGAGGAGCCGAUGCUCGAUGCUCGGUAUGGAAGACAUUGGAUUUGGUGACGAUUGACGACCCAGAAACCCAAAAAACUGCUUCUGCUCUCACUUUCAUGGACCAUACGCUUGCAGUGACCGAUAUCUGGCUCACUACCGGUAUCCGCUCGGAUAUUCGUUUAUAUUCGUCUUCGAAAGACGGCACUGUCAGAAACUACGAUAUCACUUCCGGAAAACUUAUCACCACUUUUGUGCUUCCUUUGUCAGUUGAGUGUCUUGCUGUGGACCCAGCGGGCCGAGCAUGCUACGCUGGACUCUCGGACGGAACUAUACGAACCGUUCUUCAGUAUAAAGUGAAUCCGCACACAUCAGUUCUUGAAGCCGUUGGAGGAAACGGCAAAGUAGUGACAUUAGCCACCGACCCAGAACUCAGAGAACUGUUUGUACAUCACCAGCCACACCGGGUUACAAGCGUCAAAGUGUCAUUGGAUGGAACCACCAUAAUUUCCAGCGACGAAUCUGGCCGAGUAAUGGUGGCCGAUGCCGUCACCACCCAAGUGGUCAAGGCACUUUCUCCAGCAACUUCUCCCGUUAUAUAUCUUGCGGUGGAUACCGUGGUUGCUGGCUCUCAAUUUGGGCGCUUUGAGAAGAAACACAGACUAAUUCCGCAGCUCAAACGAGUGUUGGUUGAUGGAGACCUCACCAAGCAUUUUGUCUCGAUGGAAUUUUCUGAAGAAAUAAAACCACAACCUGACUUUGAUUUGUGGUUACAGCAAAAGGCAGAAGAAGCCAGAGAGGUGGAAGAAGAAAAACCUAAACAAAAAGAACAGGAUUCAGAAACAGAAAAGCUUGCGAAGCUCACCAAGGCAUAUGGCGACUUGAGACAAAAGCACGAGCAAUUGUUGCGCGAGAUGUCUGCAUAG
This is a messenger RNA of Meyerozyma guilliermondii ATCC 6260, 1356 nucleotides long. RefSeq names its product WD40 repeat domain-containing protein. Gene Ontology annotation, biological process: DNA-templated DNA replication; rRNA processing. Bases 1 to 1356 code for a protein of 451 amino acids. Gene Ontology annotation, molecular function: protein binding. Lineage: Eukaryota; Fungi; Ascomycota; Pichiomycetes; Serinales; Debaryomycetaceae. The transcript has a single exon. The record is from RefSeq and is a predicted model, not a curated record. Gene Ontology annotation, cellular component: nuclear pre-replicative complex.